Phycomyces blakesleeanus NRRL 1555(-) is the source of this 966-nucleotide messenger RNA. RefSeq lists its product as hypothetical. NCBI's taxonomy places the organism in Eukaryota, Fungi, Mucoromycota, Mucoromycetes, Mucorales, Phycomycetaceae. The transcript is spliced from 2 exons. Bases 1 to 966 code for a protein of 321 amino acids. The record is from RefSeq and is a predicted model, not a curated record.
AUGUCCACCCCCAGCACUAUUGAGUUCGUUUCUCAUCAGGAAGAUGACAAUCAGUUACAUUCCUGGAUGAAGCCAGAUGGUGGUAAAGAUGGGUUGUCAUCAAUUGAUCGGCUGCAGUACUUUCUGCUGAAAGACGAUGCAGACAAUCUGAGGAAAUACCUUGGUGGCUUCAAGAAUGGGAAGAAGUUCAAGGUCAGCAAGACCAGAAUGAUCAACAACUGCUGCCAGUAUUUUGACAAGCAGGGUGUGAAACACACCAGCUCUCAAAUAAAAAGCAAGCUGAUAUAUUUGAUAAUCAAGCAAUAUCCUAUUGCAUUCAAAGCCUGGGAAGACAGCACAAUGAGAAUUAGCAAAGAAGAAAUGUCUCAACGUGAAAAAGAUGAGCUUGAAGAUAUGAAUAUUAUUACUAAGUCAAAGUCACCUGCUGUAUAUAAUACAACAACGCCCUUGGACUUAAACAAAGCCCAAGACAUGAGCAAGGGUGAAGACAGUGAAGAUGGUGAAGAUGGUGAAAAUGAUGGAGGUGACGAAGCCAGUGAGAGCAGCAAAAGCUGCAAAGACCAAGAAGAACAGAGAGCUGAUGUCAGCAAUGAGAUCAGUUCUCAGAGAGAGGCCAUUGUCCAAAGCAAUAGUGAAAGCAGCACCUCUGAGCACUCUGACGCCAGUGCAUACAGUGGCAAAAGACGCCCUAAAUUCUUUGGCAAGAUUGUGAAGAACAUGGCAAAAAGAUCAGUUAAGAGCAUAGAGGAUAUUGGGCAUGGUGUAAAAGAGUUCAAUGAUGCCCAGAUAUUGCUCUUAGAAUCAAAGUACAAGGAAGAGCUCAAGAACCAGAAGGAGAAACUGCAAAAAGAGCUUCAAUGCGAGCAGUGGGUAAAAGGAGUGAUCCUUAUGGCAAAAACAUUUGACUGGUCUGAGGAGAAGACUAAGAAUGAAUUAGAAGAGAUAUAUAAUCAAUACUUUAAUUAA